AAUUUGCUUGAUGACUUAAGUUAUUAAGUCAUAAUAGUUUAUUAAAUUGAAAUAUUGAAAUCCCUUUUAAGUCAUUAAGUUGAGUUCAUUAUAAAAACCUAUAACUAUUCAAUCAUCCCUUUCAUUGUUCCAUGACAUAACCUCUCAUGAGAGGGAGAAGAAUAAUAAAAUACUAUAACCUUACUAGUAAUACUUCCAAGCAUAAGGCUUGUGAUACCUUUAGUAAAAGUAUUUGCUAAUUGGUCCUUGGAUAAAAUGUCGAUCAACUUCCACAUGCUUUGUAUGAUAAUGGUGUACAAAAUUAUAAGCAAUGCUAAUAACUACCAUGUUGUCACAAUAUAGUCUCAUGGACAUUUUAACAUUCACUCGUAACUCUUUAAGAAUCCUUAGUCUCAUAAGGUCCCAUAUCCCUUGUGCCAUAGAUCUAAACUCUACUUCCACGUUAAACCUAGCCAUCACUGACUGUUUUUUACUUCUCUAAUUCACCAAAUUAUCUUUAACAAAUGUAUAAUAACUAGAUGUUGAUCAACAAUCAGUAACACUCCUGGCCUAAUCCACAUCAAUGAAGGCCUCAACUCUCAACUUUGCAGAUUGAGACCUCUCAUGGAAAUUCGUUCCAUUGAGUUUCUUGUAGUGAUCUAACUAUUUGGAUUAUCCCCUUGGAUCACCAUCCAUUAUUGCCCUUUAGAGCUCUCUGUCAUAACUUCAUGUCUUUUUUUGAAGAUGGGAGAAAUGAAGAAACUUUUUGACGAGGGUAAAAUAAAGUACAUAGGUCUGAGUGAGGCCUCUGCUUCAACAAUCAGAAGAGCACAUGCAGUCCAUCCCAUAUCAGCUGUGCAGUUGGAGUGGUCCUUGUGGUCAAGAGAUGUAGAGGAAGACAUAGUUCCUACUUGCAGAGAACUUGGAAUUGGGAUUGUUGCAUAUAGCCCACUGGGGAGGGGUUUCUUUUCUUCAGGACCGAAGCUGGUUGAGAACUUGUCACAGGAUGACUACAGGAAGGAUCUACCAAGGUUCCACCCUGAGAAUCUAAAGGACAAUAGUAACAUAUUUGAGCGAGUUAAUAAAAUUGCGGCAAGGAAGGGAUGCACCCCAUCGCAGCUAGCCCUGGCCUGGGUCCAUCACCAAGGGAGCAACGUUUGUCCCAUACCAGGAACCACCAAGAUUGAAAACCUGAACCAGAAUAUGGGGGCUUUGUCAGUGAAACUAACACCGGAAGAAAUGGCUGAACUGGAAGCCAUUGCUUCAGUAGAUGCUGUCAAGGGUGACAGAUAUGGAGCCAACUUGCCUACCUGGAAGGACUCAGAAACUCCACCCCUUUCUUCAUGGGAAGCUUGAAUCUUAUCAGGUGAUUGACAUUACAAGGUUGCCAGAAUAUCACCCAUGGUACAACUUUGAUGUGUAAUUGCAUUGCAUGUUAGAAUCCAGAAUAAAACGGGUUAAUGUGACACAAGCAGGUUAAGCUCCUGCCCUUUUUUUAUCCAACGCCUAAAAGAGGAUUGAUCA
Messenger RNA from Vitis vinifera (wine grape), 1503 nucleotides. Its product is annotated as probable aldo-keto reductase 2. The record is from RefSeq and is a predicted model, not a curated record. The transcript is spliced from 3 exons. Bases 724 to 1335 code for a protein of 203 amino acids. Lineage: Eukaryota; Viridiplantae; Streptophyta; Magnoliopsida; Vitales; Vitaceae. Gene Ontology annotation, cellular component: cytoplasm.